GACGUCUGUGAUUACGUCAGCGAGUAAACAUAAUUGUUUAAAUGUCCGCGUAUCGAUGAAUAAUAAUACUUUAGAUAAUAUAAUUUCUUUAAUAUUUAUGGAUAUGUUAUUCUUUUCUCCUUAUUCAUUUCGUACAUUAGAAGUUCAUGAAUCCAAGAAAUAUAAGGAAAAUAUGUUUCUAUAUGGGAAAAUAUUUUUGGCCUCGUAAUAAAGGAUUUAGUGGAAGAUGGAAAUUAUGGAUAUUUCCAGUUACAUUUUGUAUUUGUGUUUGCUUAUAUUUAAUUUAUAGAAAUUAUGUUAUAUUUGAAAGAGAUGUAUCAGAUAAAAAGUAUUAUUCAUUAAAUGGAAUUUUUGAAGAUAAAGAUAACCUUGAAUAUGCAAUAGUUAUUGAUGCAGGAAGUAGUGGAAGUAGAGUUUAUAUUUAUGUUUGGCCUCCUCAUAAAGGAAAUCUUGAACAUUUGCUUGACAUUCAUCAGUUAACAGAUGAAUUUAAUAGACCAUUAGUGAAGAAAAUAACACCUGGUUUGUCAUCAUUUGCAGAUGAACCAUUCAAAGCAAGUGAUUAUCUUUAUCCACUUCUUCAGUUUGCUGCUGAAAAUGUUCCAAUUGACAAGCAUGUCCAAACUCCACUUUUUAUAUUAGCAACGGCCGGCAUGCGAUUGUUAUCAGAAGACAUUCAAGAAUCAAUAUUAAAUGAUUUAAGAGUGGACAUUCCACAAAACUUUAGCUUCCAUUUUCCUCCAACUAAUGUAGAAGUAAUAUCGGGAAAACAAGAAGGAAUAUAUUUAUGGAUAGCUAUUAAUUAUCUACUUGGAAAUUUUGAUCACACUUUUGAAAAUGAUGACAAAACAAAAAUUGUAACCAAUUCUUCUAUUUGGAGAAAACCUACAGUUGGAAUGUUGGAAAUGGGUGGUGCUUCUUUACAAAUAGCAUAUGAGGUGACAGAUGAUGAUUAUAAUAAUGAAAUUCAAGUAGGUGUUUCUUUUUUUUUAUUUUCUGAGAAUAUUUUUGAAAAAAAAUUUAAUGUUAAACCUAGCAAACUGAUUAUAUUAAUUCAAUUUUUCAUAAAUUUAUUUUACAGAAAUAAAACCGCACCAUUAGUAAUCUUAGAUCCCUGUCUGUCUAAAGAAACCACCGAUUUUAAUGAUAAAAAUACUAUAAGUAUUCCUAAUCAAAAUAUUUCUUCAGUUUUAUUUAAGGGAACUGGAAAUUUUAACGAAUGCUAUAAAAGAUUAAUUUCUUAUCUCAAUUAUACUUGUGAAGGGAUGCCUUGUAAUAGUGGAAUACCUCAUUUAGGAUUAAAUUUUUCCAAAAAAGAUUUUUAUGGAUUUUCUGAGUUUUGGUACACGAUGGAGGACGUAUUAAGAAUCGGAGGAAUAUACAAUUAUAAAAAGUUUCAGAAAUCUGCUAGAGAUUAUUGUGCCACUCGCUGGUCGGUUUUACAGGACCGAUUUCAACGCCGCGUUUAUCCGCUCGCAGACAAAAAGAGAUUGAAAUAUCAAUGUUUUAAAUCUGCAUGGAUGAGCGUCGUUCUUCAUGAAGGAUUGAAAUUACCCGUAGAUUAUAAGGGCCUGAGAAGUGCAGCCCUCGUCCAAGGGCAGCACGUACAGUGGAGUCUGGGAGCAGUUCUCUAUCGCACUCGAUAUUUUCCUCUUAGGGCAUUGCAUAAAACAGUUGGUCAGAACAGUUUAAGCAUUUGGAAGGUUAAUGCUUUUUAUCAGUUUUUAUUUUACGGUUGCAUCAUUAUUGUUUUUACUGCCAUUACUAUUUAUUUAUGUCGUCUUCAAAGAUUUUUCUGUAGACCGAGGAAAUUUUUAUCUCAUACUAAUAUUAUAUCUAUGGAGAAAGGUUUGAUACCUUCAAAAGAACCAUUACUAUGGAGGUGAUAUCUUAAGUUCAAUAAAGUGCAAUUUGUACAGUAAAAAUAUUAAUGUUUUGAUAAUAUUGAUGUAAAAAUUUUUUAAAAAAUAAUAAUUUUGCAAUAUUAGAUCCAAAUGUUAAA
Messenger RNA from Centruroides sculpturatus (bark scorpion), 2002 nucleotides. RefSeq names its product ectonucleoside triphosphate diphosphohydrolase 4-like. The record is from RefSeq and is a predicted model, not a curated record. Gene Ontology annotation, cellular component: membrane. The transcript is spliced from 9 exons. Gene Ontology annotation, molecular function: nucleoside diphosphate phosphatase activity. Bases 147 to 1886 code for a protein of 579 amino acids. Gene Ontology annotation, biological process: nucleoside diphosphate catabolic process. NCBI's taxonomy places the organism in Eukaryota, Metazoa, Arthropoda, Arachnida, Scorpiones, Buthidae.